This is a messenger RNA of Monopterus albus (swamp eel), 4050 nucleotides long. RefSeq lists its product as uncharacterized. The transcript has 15 exons. Bases 313 to 3255 code for a protein of 980 amino acids. Lineage: Eukaryota; Metazoa; Chordata; Actinopteri; Synbranchiformes; Synbranchidae. The record is from RefSeq and is a predicted model, not a curated record.
UCCUUUUGCCAUUGGCUCGCAGACAUGAGGCCCCGGACUUGAAGUCUGGCGGGACAUUUAUAAACACCGCCAUUCUUUUAUUAAUUCCAUCUUUAAUGCUUUACAUUUGUUAUGGUCGAGUAAUUUUUUGAAUAAUGAAGCGAGGAAUCGAAACGUCUUGUGGUGAUACUUGUGUUUAAAGGCCAAUUAGUCUGCAUUGAGCGGAACAUUACGAAUGAGCAGUUAUUAAAAACUAGGAUAAUUGUUUGUUUGGGUUUCGCUCUUGGAAACAACCGAGUAACGUUAACGACAAAACAGGCAUAACAAACACAAAUGGAUAUAGAGUACCCUGCCUUGCGGAGGCCAAAGAGGAAGCUCUGCUACCUUACAGAUAAUACAUGUUCAUCUAAGCAGUGUGCAGGAAUACAGACAUUGGAAGAUGUUGAUAGGAUGUUUGACUUUGAUUCAUCCGCACAUGAUAAAGACAUACUUGAUCCAUCUCCUCGGCUUCAGAUGUUUGACACAGACCAGAGUGAGAAAACAUCAUCAUUUGGAAGAUACCAAAUGGGUCCUGAAGGAGAUGCCAUUCCUGAACUAGGAAAUGAUUUGGACAUCCCACUUCAUGAGCCAGUUAAGACAUCCAGUCCUAUUGAUGAGAAUAAUGUUGUGAAAGAAAGAGAAGAGGAGGAAGAAGAAAGAGCCCUAGUUGUGCCCUCAGUUUUCUUCUUUGAGGAUGAAGAAAAAGAAGCAGCAGAGACACAGCCUGUAAACAUACAGAUGCCCCAGCGCAAAGAACACAUCACAGAGAAGCAAGAAAUGAAAGAAAACGUAGACCUACUUGUUCCAGCAGGGAGGCCGGGGCCUAAACUCCAAACUUCUGAUAACAACUUAGGAAGGGUUUCGAGACAGCCAUCAGCAGUUCCCACUGGCGUGGGAAAACACAUAGAAGCUUUCCUACAGAAGGUCAGAGAAGCUGCACUAUCUAAGCCUGCAUGUUCCAGGAGAAUGUCAUCACCAGUAAAAGCAUCCACGCCUCCUGAGCCAGAGGAUGAGUUCCUGAUUAUUGAGGAUGAUGGAUUUUGUUUUUCCAGUCCACAUAAAAUUUCCAUCCCACAUAAAACUUUGAUCAUAAAGACCCAGAAGAAGAACGAGUCUAAGGCAGAGCAGAGCAGCACAAACAAAGACGGUUUAAAAAAUAGUCCACUAGAGAAUGCAGAAAAAGAAGAGAAACCAGAAAAGACAAACACCACACUGGACGUUCAUCCUGUUGGUCAGAAAACAAAACAUAAUGAUGGGAAAGAUAGGAGGACAAGAAAGGGAAAGGGGACUGAAGUGACUGAACCAGGAAAUAAUAUGGUUGACCUGUCUAUUCCUGAGGAUGUUCCUGCAAGUGACUUUGUGGGACAAGAGAAACAGCAACUAAAGAAGGUCCCAUUUGAAGAGAGUGAUAAGGCAGAGGAGGAACCUAAAGACAGAGAUGGAAGAAACAAACCUAAGAAAAUGGAAAAGAAAACUCGAAAGUCCUCUCAGGUGAAGAGCUCAAAGUCUUCAAGAGACUUAAAAGAAAAUGUUAAGACAAGCAGAGCUAAGUUGUUAGAGAAGACCAGAAAGGUAAUGCAGGGAUCUGAAGACAUAAAGGAGAUGGUGUGUGUUGACACUAUGAAAGAACGAAAUGAGGAGCAGAGCAGUAAGGAGCAGGCAGAUGCUGAAGGCUUGGAUUCUCUUUCAGCAGAGGGAAAACAGAACAAACUUUCUGCUGUAUCUGAAGGGAGUCUGUCUGAAGAUGGCCACGUUCUUGGUAAAAGGAAAAGAAAACCGCUUGGACAGAGGUGGUUGAACAGCCCUCAGACUCCAGAGGAAACAAAGGAUACAGACAACUAUUUCACAUUCAAGAAGUCAAAAUGGAACAACAAAAACCACAGCGCAGCAGGAAAGGCUACGAAGGAUCAGGCUUUAGUGGGAAGAAAUCAGAAACAGACUGUGUCAUCAAGUCAGAGCACAGAUACAGCUAAGAAAUGGCGAACCAAACUGAAGAAAAACAUAAUUACAGGAGGAGAAAGACCAGACAACAUGAAAGAAACAGAAGUAUUUCACAUGACCAAGGAAAAGCAGCUUGAUGAUCAAGAUCAGGAAGUCCCAGAUCAGGACCCGGAUUGGGUACAGAUGAGCUUUAACUCAGGGAAUCGGGUGUUUCCAAGAGUCUACCACCCUGUCGCUAAUGAAAAACUGUCCAAAACACAAGUGCCUAUCUCUGUUAGAAGACCUCAGGGGCAGCUCAAGACAACAGAAUCAGAGAAACGGAGGAGGAAGCCUCCUGGUAACUGGUGGGUGGCUUGUGAUGUGUCUCAGGACAGGAAUUGCAUCUCCCCACAACCUCAGCAGCUUCGUCCUAAGGAGCCCAAACCUAAGAAAAGAGAAAAGCACAUUAUAAAGAGCAGUUCUGCACUUGGAACUCCCAAAAAAGGCAACACGGCAGUUUCAUCACAACCUCUGAGGGGAGCUCCUGUGUUGCCUACUCUCCAACUGUCAGCCCCUAAGACUGUCAAAAGCUCACCGGCCACCUUUAAAGACAUUUUUACCUCAUCCACAGAGGCCAUGACUGUGGUCGGCAGCAGAGACGCACGCCAGAAUAGCAGGUGUCAUGUUAUUACACGUCCUGCGGAGGAAGUCACUUUUGUCCUUUCAAACCAAAAGACCCCCCAGGACAUCAAUUGUCAGUCAGAGAACACUUUAAAAGACCUCAUAAGUGGACCGUCGUCCAUGAUUGAGCUGGAAGAGUAUGAGGAGUGUGAUGACUUGGUUUUGGCAUCUUCCAGAACCUAUGAUGUGCUUUGUGCAUCAGAUCUGUGCGCGCCUCCUCUCAAACCUCUGAUCUUACACCCAGAGGAUGAGGCCAGCCUGAGACAGUGGUUCAAGAACCUCUGGUCUACUCCUGUCCACAGUGCUGCAGAGAUCAGUCCAAACCAGUUUGACUGGUACAUUUAUCGAGAGAAAGCCAUUGGCCUCCUGGUAGACCUGAACUCUGGCUUCGUCUGCAGUGGAAGGAUUUUUCUGGGCUCCUACGCAAAGAAGCCCCUCUUUGUGGAUCACAGCGCUUUAACAGUUUUUAAGCACAAAACAAGCUCUGUGAAUGUAAUCAUCGACGGCACCAAGUCCUGCUUCAACGCAGGACAUUCCUUUAUGGUCAAAUGUGGACAUGCCUACAGCAUCCAGAAUGUCACUGCUCAGCCUGCGGUUCUCUACUUCACCAGGAUAUUAACAGAAAGUUCAGACUGAAGUUGUCUUGCUGGCUUUUCUACUGCUAUUAAAACCCAAAGACAAUAAGGCUCUUGGGGGCCUUAGAAGUGUUGAGACCCGUUGUAAAUAAGAAAUAUUUUUGUGUUGCCCUCACUUAAUUUGAUUCUUUGCUGUGACUUAAAUGAUUUCUAAAUUGGCAGUAAAGGUGAUGUGUAAAUAAUUUUUUUUUUUUUUUCUAACUCGAGUUUUGUUUAACCUUAAUUGUUCAGGUACUGUUUCCAGCCACUAAGGGGCAGUGCACAGCUGUGGUCUAACUGUACACAGGACUGGAAUUAACAGGAUGCGGGGGUUUUAAACUUAAGGCUGUUGAGAACUGUCUGUAUUGAUUGCACCUUUUUGUCGCUGCUGCCUGCUCUCUAGGCAAGGCACAGUUCAUCUUAAACAAGUCUGUUAUGUCAGAUGUUACCUUUAGAUGUCAAGGCUCGGGUGAUUCUGGUGAGAUGAAGUCUGUUUCCCCAUAGUUUAUUCUGAAACUAACCUUCACUCUAACCCGUCAUGUUUCCUUUACCCGACUCCAACCUUACAGUUUUCUGUUCUUAUCUGGUGCUUCAGAAUACGCCUUAUGGAGCCAUUGCUUUGUCUCCAGACAAUAUUUGGUCUAUAUCAGGGGUGCCCAAAGUGGGGCCCGCGGGCCAAACUUGGCCCGUGGAACAUUUGUUUUGGCCCGUGGGGACAUUUCUUGGCCCCCCACAAUUUAUUAUGUCACCCCAGUUGUCAGGUCAAGCAGCUCCCAGCUCAGCUCGCGACCCGCCAAUAAAACAAGGAGAAGAAGAA